Messenger RNA from Hippopotamus amphibius kiboko, 9038 nucleotides. It is a transcript of the gene MYPN, whose product is annotated as myopalladin. Bases 82 to 4044 code for a protein of 1320 amino acids. Gene Ontology annotation, molecular function: cell-cell adhesion mediator activity. Gene Ontology annotation, cellular component: axon; plasma membrane. Gene Ontology annotation, biological process: dendrite self-avoidance; homophilic cell-cell adhesion; axon guidance. The transcript is spliced from 20 exons. Lineage: Eukaryota; Metazoa; Chordata; Mammalia; Artiodactyla; Hippopotamidae. The record is from RefSeq and is a predicted model, not a curated record.
AAAGUUCUGCUUGGAUAAUUAUCAUCACGGUGGAGUGCCUGGUUUGGACAUCCUCAUCUGGGUCAACUAAAAAAAGAAAGCAUGCAAGACGACAGCCUAGAAGCUUCUACUUCCAUAUCUCAGCUUCUAAGGGAGAGCUAUUUAGCUGAAACUAGACAUCGGGGAAACAAUGAAAGGAGUCGAGCAGAGCCUUCCUCCAACUCUUUCCAUUUUGGCAGUCCUUCUGGAGCUGCUGAAGGUGGAGGAGGCCAAGAUGACCUUCCAGAUCUUUCAGCCUUUCUGAGCCAAGAAGAAUUAGAUGAAAGUGUCAAUCUGGCAAGAUUGGCAAUCAAUCAUGACCCUUUGGAGAAAGCUGAUGAAACCCAAGCUAGAAAACGUUUUUCUUCUGAUCAGAUGAAACACUCACCUAAAUCAAGUUUUGACCCUAACUUUUGCCAGGAUAACUCUCAAAGUCCUACCAACUCUAAAGAGAGCCUCCAGGAGGCAAAAAGGCCACAGUAUAGUUCUGAAACCCAGUCCAAAAAAGUAUUCUUAAAUAAGGCUGCCGAUUUCAUUGAAGAGCUGUCAUCUCUUUUCAAAGCCCAUAGCUCCAAAAGGAUUAGACCUCGUGCCUGCAAAAAUCACAAGAGUAAACUGGAAUCUCAAAGUAAAGUUAUGCAAGAAAACAGCUCCAGUUUCUCAGAUCUAUCGGAAAGAAGAGAAAGAUCUUCUCUUCCCAUCCCUAUCCCUGCAGACACCAGGGAUAAUGAAGUGAACCAUGCCCUUGAACAGCAGGAAGCCAAGAGGCGCGAAGCUGAGCAGGCUGCCAGUGAGGCAGCUGGUGGAGACACCACCCCAGGGUCUUCUCCUUCAUCUCUGUACUACGAAGAACCUCUGGGGCAACCUCCCCGGUUCACUCAAAAGUUACGGAGCAGAGAAGUUCCAGAAGGAACCAGAGUACAAUUGGAUUGCAUAGUGGUAGGAAUUCCACCACCUCAAGUAAGGUGGUACUGUGAAGGCAAGGAGCUUGAAAAUUCCCCAGACAUUCACAUCAUCCAGGCAGGAAACCUGCACUCACUGACCAUUGCUGAAGCCUUUGAAGAGGACACAGGACGCUAUUCCUGCUUUGCUUCUAACAUCUAUGGGACAGAUUCAACUUCUGCUGAGAUUUACAUAGAAGGGGUUUCUUCUUCUGACUCAGAAGGGGACCCUAACAAGGACGAAAUGAAUCGAAUCCAGAAGCUAAAUGAGAUGUCAUCCCCUCCCACUACUUCUGCAGCCAUUCCUUCAGCAGUACCCCAGGCCCAGCAUGUGGUGGCCCAGCCCAGUGUGUCAACCAUCCAGCAGAGCCAGAGCCCUACCAACUAUCUGCAAGGAUUGGAUGGAAAACCUAUCAUUGCAGCUCCUGUGUUUACAAAGAUGUUACAAAAUUUAUCAGCCUCUGAGGGUCAGCUAGUUGUCUUUGAAUGCAGAGUAAAAGGAGCUCCAUCUCCUAAAGUUGAGUGGUAUAGAGAAGGGACCUUGAUAGAAGACUCUCCAGAUUUUAGAAUUUUACAGAAAAAACCUCGAUCCAUGGCAGAGCCAGAGGAGAUCUGUACUUUGGUCAUUGCUGAGGUAUUUGCGGAAGACUCUGGGUGCUUCACGUGCACCGCAAGCAAUAAAUACGGCACAGUGUCAAGCAUUGCACAGCUAGAAGUAAGAGGAAAUGAAGACCUCAGAAACAACGGGUCUCUUCACUCAGCCAACUCCACCACCAACCUGGCUGUUACUGAGCAACAGCCAACCCUACCCAACCCAGAGCCUCCUUCUGCGGAACAACUCCCUAAACCCAAACUGGAAGGAGUUCUGGUGAACCACAACGAGCCCCGGUCCAGCUCAAGGAUCGGGCUCCGUGUGCACUUCAACCUGCCUGAAGAUGACAAAGGAAGCGAAGCAUCCUCUGAGGGUGGCAUGGUGACCACCCACCAGAUUAGGCCCAAUUCCUUCCAGGAGAGAUUCAACGGACAGUCAGCAAAAAUCCCUGAGCCUUCCUCACCCGUCAAAGAGCCCCCUCCAGUUCUGGCCAAACCCAAACUCGAUUCCAGUCGGCUACAACAGCUUCACAACCAAGUUUUACUGGAACAACAGCAGUUGCAAAACCCAUUCCCUUCAUCACCUAAGGAGUUUCCUUUCAACAUGAGUGUUUUGAACUCCACUGCUGCCCCGGCGGUGACAAUGUCCAGCAAGCAGGUGAAGGCCCCUUCAUCACAGACAUUCAGCUUGGCCCGGCCAAAGCACUUCUUCCCCUCCACCAGCACCACUGCAGCAACCGCGUCCCCUUCCAGCUCUCCAGUGUUCACCCUGAGCAGCACUCCUCAUGCCAUGCAGAGGACAGUGAGCAAAGAAAGCCUCUUCGUUUCUCACCCCUCGGCACAAACCAAAUCUCUAGGAGGGGUUUCCGUCCAAAACGAGCCACCUCCUCCAGGUCCAAUAGAGCCAGCACAACCGCCACUCACAUUUUCCAUCUCCAGUGUAAAUCAGUUUCAGCCCCGCUGUGUGUCCCCAACUCCUGUCUCUCCCACCAGCCGGAUUCACAACCCAGUGGCUUUCCUCAGCUCCGUCCUGCCUUCUCUCCCUGCCAUCCCACCCACCAAUGCCAUGGGGCUGCCUAGAAGUGCACCAUCUGUGCCAUCCCAGGGACUAAUGAAGAAAAAUACAAAGUCUUUCCAACCAGUGUAUGAUGAUUACAUUCGUGAAACUAAGAAUGCAGUGAUUCUAGACUUGGGGAAAAAAAUGAAUUUCAGUGAUGUCAGAUCAAACCAGCAGGAGUACAAAAUUUCAAGCUUUGAGCAGAGGCUGAUGAAUGAAAUAGAGUUUCGCUUGGAACGCACCCCUGUUGAUGAAUCAGAUGAUGAAAUCCAACAUGAUGAGAUCCCCACGGGCAAGUGUAUUGCUCCUAUCUUUGACAAAAGACUCAAGCACUUCCGGGUCACCGAAGGUUCUCCAGUGACAUUCACCUGCAAAAUUGUUGGGAUACCUGUCCCAAAGGUUUACUGGUUCAAAGACGGGAAGCAGAUUUCAAAGAGAAAUGAGCACUUCAAAAUGAGGCGAGAUGGAGACGGGACAUGUUCUCUGCACAUUGAUUCCACCAACAGUGACGAUGAUGGCAACUACACCAUCAUGGCGGCCAACCCCCAGGGGAGAAUCAGCUGUUCUGGUCACUUGAUGGUACAAGGUUUGCCCAUUCGAAGUCGACUAACAGCUGCUGGUCAGUCUCAUAGAGGAAGGUCCCGAGUGCAAGAAAGAGACAAAGAGCCCCUACAGGAACGCUUUUUCCGACCACAUUUCCUGCAGGCUCCUGGGGAUAUGGUAGCUCACGAGGGGCGCCUCUGUCGCCUGGACUGUAAGGUGAGUGGCUUACCGCCCCCGGAGCUGACGUGGCUGCUCAAUGGCCAGCCUGUGCUCCCCGACGCCUCCCACAAGAUGCUGGUCAGGGAGACCGGAGUCCACUCUUUGCUCAUUGACCCGCUCACUCAGCGCGACGCGGGGACCUACACCUGCGUUGCCACCAACAAAACCGGGCAGAAUUCCUUUAGUCUGGAGCUCACUGUAGUAGCCAAAGAAGUGAAGAAGGCACCUGUAAUCCUGGAGAAACUGCAGAACAGCGGGGUUCCCGAAGGCCACCCGGUGAGACUGGAGUGCCGGGUGAUAGGCAUGCCUCCACCCGUGUUCUACUGGAAGAAAGACAACGAGACCAUCCCUUUCACCAGAGAGAGGAUCAGCAUGCACCAGGACACAACUGGGUAUGUCUGCCUCCUCAUUCAGCCAGCCAAGAAAUCAGACGCUGGAUGGUACACAUUGUCAGCCAAGAAUGAAGCUGGUAUCGUGUCAUGCACUGCCAGGUUGGAUAUAUACGCUCAGUGGCACCACCAGAUCCCACCACCCAUGUCUGUCCGGCCCAGUGGCAGUCGCUAUGGAUCUCUCACCAGUAAAGGACUUGACAUUUUCUCUGCUUUCUCCUCCAUGGAAAGCACAAUGCUGUAUUCAUGCUCUUCUCGGAGUGUAGUGGAGAGUGAUGAACUUUAAGAAUGUCUGGGUGCCUGCUGUGUAAGGGGGCGGACUGUGGAGGGGGAAGGAAGACAAGCCAGAUAAGGUGGUUUCCAAGCAACCGGAUUUGAGUAAGUUCCCACGCUGCCCGACCUGUGGCAAGGAGAACUUUGAGUAAGUCAGCUGGGGACUCUUGUAGUCUCAGCUCAGGAAGAGAUGAAGGGCUGUGCCUUUAAAGAUUCCAACAAAAUGAAAAGACAAUACAGAUGAACCAAAGAUGUCAUGCAGCUGCCAUCCACUACUUUGGGAAAAAGCCAGCAUGCUCCCCUGCCCCCUGCUGUGUUCGGGGUGUUCAGGUCCUCCUAGGAGCAAUUAGGAGCCAGAUGCUUGGGCUAAGAGGAGUUAGACAGUAGUCACUUUAGGUAUCACUAACUCACUAAACAAUGCAAAGGAAAAGGCAGGCGGGUCUCCAUCACUUUUCACUGAUUGCAUUCAUAGCAGUAGUUUUGGUGGAUUUAUUAAAUCAGCUUCUACUUAGCACUAGGAGACUGUGCCAUACAACACACACAUGGAGAAGCACUUCUGAUUAGCUUAUCCUGGGUGUACUGAGCCACGUAAGAAAGUGCCAAAAUGUGCUUGGGAUACAAAAAAAAAAGAAAAGAAAAAUCACUGAAAUAGUCAAUAUUGCCCAGUGCACUUAUUCUAUAGGCAAAACAGGGACCCACCACCCUGCCUGCACCAUUUUCUUUUGGAUACAAUGGUGAGUGGUUUUUCUUUCUGACUAUAUCUAUAUAUAUAUGUAUAUAUAUAUAUAUAUAUAUAGACUCUAGAACUAAAGCGUUGUUAGUAAACCAGAAGGAAAUCUUCUGCAGGGUCACUUCUAAAACUACUAGCUUCAGUUGCCACUUGCAAAAAUAUGCAGGCAUCAUCAUCAUCUGCCCAUAGAAUACUGAAUCUCCCGCUUCUCCCCUCGCCCCAAAAGGCUGCAAGUAUAUGAAGCAGUGCGAAAGGAAGAAAUGCAAACAAGGAGAUGAAGUGAUGGGACAGUGGUUUUUGUUUUUUCAUUUGCUCAAGCAAAGCAGUGGUUGUGGAAGGAGAGGCCUUAAAUAGUUGUGAACUGCUUUGAGAUCAUUAGUCAAAUUGCAUUUUCUAUAUGGAAAAUAUUAUACUGAGAAAGUGGGAGGGACAGGGAAUGUGCAUCUUUAUUCUAACCCACUAAUUCAAAACCUGCCUUUCCAUUUAAGGAAUUUUUUGACUUAAUUUCACUGGGAUAUCCCAGUGCCUAGAAGAGUGCUUGGCACAAAGUAGACUUUCAAUAAAUAUUUGUUGGAUGAAUGAACCUAUUAGACAAAUCGACAGUGCAUGCACCAGUCAAAAAAUUGCCCUAGGGAUGGUCAUCACAGCACAGUUUGCUCCAGAUUCACCAGGGAAAUGAAUUGGAGUGUCUGUUACCAACUCCCUGUACCCAAGUCUUUGGUGUUCUCUGAGCCAGACACCCCCAGCUGGCAUCUUACUCAAGUGAACAAAUAGUAGCAAUUGCUUAGAAAGGCUUGAAAUUUUCUUCACUUCAAGGCAAGGAUUUCCAGUAUAAAAAUAAAUUCAUUCACUCAAAAAAUAAUUUGUGUGUCUACUCUGUAUAAGAUGCUAUGCUAGAGACUGUAGGCCAUACACAAAUAAGACAAGACAAUCCUGGCCUGCAGAAAGCUUAUAAGCUAGUGGGGGAGGUGAGAUAAAAGGCAUGUCAAGUGAUGUUUCUUGGGGCAAAAAUCUAUUUUCUAUCAAAGGGAAGUUUCUAGUGCCCUUCCUCCUAUUUUUUCAUGACUCUAAAACCAUCUUAAUUAUUUUCAACCUUUAUUUCUUAAUUAAAAUAGGUUACAUCCUUAAGAAAUAGAUUUCUGCCAGUUAUUUAGCAGAAUUAUUAGACUUUUUCCUUUCUUAUGUAUGCAGGAACAAUAGUAAAAGUAUAGGCAACUAUAGUGAAAUAGAAUGCAUUCCAUAUGGAAUGCAUCCUGUAAAAUAGUCUGUUUCCAUAUUGGCUUCUAUUAUCACAUCUCUUUAUGACUAAAGAGCAUUUUCUAACUCCAGGAUUGCUUCUCCACAGUUGGACACCCAACCUCCCUGUCACAGCUCUUAAUGUAAACUCUAGACAGUUCUCGCAUGAGAGGAUAUUCUUCAUCUCUGCAUAUCUUAGCUUUAUGAAUAUUUUUUACCUGUUUUAGUGUUCAACACAGAACUAGGAUAAAUAUUAUUUUUGACCACUAGAUGGCACUGUUUAAUCUAAAAUAUAACAAAGUUCCUCGAAUUUGAACUUUUGGAUUAUGUUACAGCAAAAUCUCUCAACUUCACCACUAUUGAUAUUUGGGCGCAGAAAAUUCAUUGUAGCGAGGGACUAUCCUGCACACUGGAGGAUCCUUAGCAGCAUCCUGGGCUUCUACUCACUGGAUGCCAGUAGCAGCGCAACCCCUCCCCAAGCUGUGGCCACCCAAAAUGGCCCCAGACAUUGCUAUGUAGUCCCUGGGAGGCAGGAUCCCCUUUGUUGAGAACUACUGUGUUGAACAAAUCCAAACUCUAUUGGAAUUCAAUUACAAUGAGGAACACUUAUAUAAGGAAUUUUACCUCUGCUGGAUAUGUUUGAACUCAACAUAUCCAAAAUCCGAUUCACCAUCUUCCCUUUCAUAAACCAUUCUUCAUCCUCGUUUAAUGAUUCUAUUAAUGGCACCAUCACAGUCCUAGUAAUCCAGAUAAAGAGUAUCCAAGUCAUUUUUUGCUUCCUCUAUCUAAUCAACUGACAAAUCAUGUUCAUUCUAACUCUAUUAUUUCUUUUAUAUUCAGGCCUUCCUUUCUGUCCCACUGUGGUUCCCCAGUUCAGACUUUCAUUUCUUUCUUAAUUUCCCUCAAUACCUCUGACUUCAACCACAAAAAGAGACUCCUAACCAGUCUUCCUGCCUCUGGUGCUGCUUUUUAUCCUCACUCAAAUCUAGCCCAGAUCUCAACAUCAGAUCAUUCUUCCUGAAGUACUGCUCCAAUCAUAUAUCAUUCCCUAAUUUUCGAACCCCCAGUGGCUCCUUGCCAACCCAGGCCAGCUGUUCUGCCCUGUGCUAUUCAAGCCUUGCUCCAAUAUGAUCUCAAAGUUUUUCAUUCAUUACUCAGAAAACACACCCAGUGCACCAGCAAAGUUAACACAGGCUCCUGCUUUCCAGACACAUGGCUCUUUCUUGCCUCCACCUGGAAGGCUUUAUCCCCAAUCCCCACCUACAGAAAAAUUUGAGAUGGCCUGUUCCUUAAAGGCCAUCUCAAAUGCUACUUUACUGCCUCUAAAAUAUUUUCUGACCACCCCUGCCGACCCCCCAAAAAUAUAAUUCUACUUUCUUUGAAAUCUUCUAGCAAAUUUCUUGAGUCUGUAAAAAGAGACAAUUAUUUUGUAUACUAUUUUAUAUAAGACACAGCCUCCAUAUACCUCGCUGUCUCUCCCCUUGCACUAGCCCAGUCUUGCCUGCACUAGAUUUUAGCUACUUGUUAGUAUGGACUGUGUCAAAAGUUUGCCAUUGCAAAAGUUUGCCUUAUACAGAGUAGGCACUCAAUAAAUAUUUAUUGACCUACAUUGAACUUAAAAUUCUAUGUAAGUUAGUGUGUUUCUAUAUAAAAUGAAUUGAGUCUAGAGCAGUGGUUCCUAACCUUGGCUGCACACUAGAAUCUCCUAGGAAAUUUUUAAAAACCCCAAUAGCCAAGCCACAACCCCAAAUCAAUAAGUCAUAAGUUCUGGGGUUCUAGCAUAGGCUUCAGUAUUUUUAAAGCUUCCCAGGUGAUUCCAACAAGCAGGUGAGAUUGAGAAGAAUCAUUUUAUUACCAUGAGUUAAUCACAGAACUUACCCUAAAAGGUUGGAAGGGAUGCAGAUAGCAUAGGCUGUAGUGUCGGUGUCAGUGAAAAAUGUACUUCCUCCUUGUUGCACAUGCAGUGCAUGCCUGGAAAGCAGAAAUAAACAUGCACUUUGCCCUUAUUAGAUCCUCCUAUUUUGCACUACACUCGUUGGACAUGCAGCAUUCAUGAAGCCCUCAGAGAAAUCUCCAAAACCUGCAAAAAGGGACCAGGGAAAGAAGGAAAGUUGGUACAGUUCUUCUGGCCCUGUUUUCAUAAAGCUGUGCAGAUCCCAUAAGCACCCUUCUCUCCAAAAAAGUGAAGGGCUUUCAUAACUUGGUUAGUCAUGGAAAUGGGGAUCAGAGGGAAAAUGGAGAAAGAAAACGCACCAUUAAAACCAAACUGCCAAGCAGCUAAUAGAAGAAAAACUACUUCCUCCUCCUUUUUUUGUGUCUAUGAUGUGUUCAAGCUACACUGUCUAUGGUCCUUUCUGCAUCUAUCCCCAUUUUGUGUUUUUCUCCAAGAUGCCCUGUUCCCCAUGUUCUAUAAUCCCCCAUGCUGUAACCCAUCCCCUUUCACCCCUUCCCCACAACCUGCCAGCAUGCUUCAUGCUCCAAAAUGACCUAACUGCUGCUCCAUGCAUCUUGGCUUGGUGUUCAAAAGAAAGCAGUCCAGUCGAACAGAUCCUGAAUGUCUGAGAGUCUUUUAACUUCACAGAGAUGCCGCACUUUUAAAAGCAGUUGCUUUCCUACUCCUAUCAACUUCGAAUAGAUAGAACUGCUGGCAAAAGGAAAAAAAAUCAGGCUGGGAGGGGAGGUCUAGAAAACUGAGCCAGACACCCAAAUUAUUCUGGUUGAUCACAGCCUCCUGUCCUCUUCCUCCCCACACACUCCCAAAGAACCUUCCAAGCUGAGAUCCUGGCCUGAGUCUGUUUGUACAUGGGCUAUUUAUAAGUUGGUUGUAAACUCAAAUGCAAAUUUACUCAUACUGACCUUUAUUCAAGGUCCCUUCUGGGGUAGACUGGACUCAAAGUAUUUCCACUGAUGGUUGAGUUGAAAAAUCACUGUGUGUCACCAGGAGGAUGAACAGUUACUUAGAUUGCAAUAAAGCUUGUUGAGGUCCUUGUCACCACUAAUUGCCUUUUUUUUUGUUUUAAGUGGAUCAAUAUUUCAGAAAG